Messenger RNA from Pocillopora verrucosa, 1852 nucleotides. Its product is annotated as polypeptide N-acetylgalactosaminyltransferase 2. Gene Ontology annotation, molecular function: polypeptide N-acetylgalactosaminyltransferase activity. The record is from RefSeq and is a predicted model, not a curated record. Lineage: Eukaryota; Metazoa; Cnidaria; Anthozoa; Scleractinia; Pocilloporidae. Gene Ontology annotation, biological process: protein O-linked glycosylation. Gene Ontology annotation, cellular component: Golgi apparatus.
UGCAUGUCUUAAUACAAUGUAAAUAGCAUACAGAACACAAUUUUGCUCCGAUUUUAUCAUGAUUAUCAGAAAAAGGAGAGUUUUUGCCGUUGCUUUGAUAGUGAUAUGGCUUUUAGGAAUACUGUAUUUCACAUCGGAUUCGGGGUUAUUACGGAGCGAGCCGCCAAAGUAUAUUCACAAAGAAGUAGGAGUGGAAAGACCAGCCUUUGAUGAAGAGGCUUAUCUUAAAGGUGGAGCACUGAAGGAUGGAGAAGAUAAAUAUGAUAGGAAUCAAUUUAAUCAAGCUGCAAGUGAUGCUAUUGGGGGAGAUAGAACAGUUCCAGAUACUAGACAUUCACAAUGUAGAUAUAAAGAAUAUUCUAAAGAACUACCUGCAACAACUGUUAUAAUAACAUUUCACAAUGAGGGAAGAUCAACCCUUCUUAGAACUGUUAAAAGUAUAUUAAAUAAGAGUCCACCAAGCCUCAUCGCAGAAAUAAUAUUAGUUGAUGACUUCAGUGACAAUGUUGAUGAUGGUCAGCUCUUGUUAGGGCUUCCAAAGGUCAAAGUUCUUAGAAAUGACAAAAGAGAAGGGUUAAUACGAUCUCGUGUUAAAGGAGCAAAUGCUGCCACCAGCACUAUAUUAACAUUUCUUGACAGCCACUGUGAGUGUAAUGUUGGCUGGUUAGAGCCUCUAUUACAGAGAAUUGUAGAGGAUAGAACUGUUGUAGUUAGUCCAAUUAUUGACGUAAUCAACAUGGAUGAUUUUAAUUACCUUGGAGCUUCAGCAGACAUUAAGGGAGGAUUUGAUUGGAGUCUACAUUUUAAGUGGGACAGCUUAACAACGAAAGAGAAACAAGCGAGAAAAAAAAAUCCAGUGGCACCAAUUAGAACACCGAUGAUAGCUGGUGGCUUAUUUGUGGUGGAGAAAGCCUGGUUCGAGAAAUUAGGGCAGUAUGACGUCAUGAUGGACAUCUGGGGCGGAGAAAACUUUGAAAUCUCCUUCAGGACAUGGCAAUGUGGAGGAAGCAUGGAAAUCAUUCCUUGUUCAAGAGUUGGUCACGUGUUUAGAAAAAGACAUCCCUAUUCAUUUCCUGAUGGAAAUGCCAACACUUACAUGAAGAAUACCCGCCGAACGGCUGAGGUUUGGAUGGACGAGUACAAGAGAUUCUAUUAUGCUGCACGUCCCAUGGCGCGGAGUGCCAAUUAUGGAAGUGUGAAAUCAAGAAAAGAGCUGCGGGAACGUCUAAAAUGCAAGCCAUUUAAGUGGUAUUUGGAGACUGUUUAUCCAGAUCUUCAAGUCCCUGAUUCAAAGGAUGUGUCCUUCGGGGAGUUGAAGCAAGGCAAGAAAUGUCUGGAUACACUUGGUAGCCAGGCCGGUGGCUCUAUCGGCCUAUUCGAUUGUCACGGACAGGCAGGAAAUCAGGAGUGGGCUCUCACAAAAACAAGUUUAGUACGUCACCACGACAUGUGUUUGACGCUCAAAGACUCUUCGCCUGGAAGGCCAGUUGUAAUAGAAGGCUGUCGAGAUACUGACAACGAACAGAUGUGGGAACACACCCCUAAACGCACUCUGCGCCACAGACAGUCUGGCUUGUGCCUGGACAGCAAAGACGUCAAGAGUGGUCAACACGUGACCGUAGAUAACUGUGACAUCGACAAGUAUUCCCAAAUAUGGCAAUUCUCUCUUAACAUGAACAAUUAACUCUAAUUUCUUUCUAUGAAGUAAUUUUUUUACGACUAAAAAACAAAAUAGUAGACAGCAGUAAAUAUUUUAUAGUAUCUGGCUUCUGAUAAUUUUGUACAAGAGUAAAAAAAAAAAAAAGUCUGCCAAUUUUACUUUGAUUCCAGACACUUUUGAUUAUUAACAACU